UAUCAUAAAAUCGUUUCAUCACAAAUCGGUGCAUCCAUAAAUACAUACCCUAUUACUACUUAUAAAAAAUAGCUAUAUAAUAAUACUAAAAAAAUACUUUAACAAUUCCCCGAAAAAUUAUAAUUUGAUCAUAUACUUCGCAGCUCCGAAAAUUAAAUCUAAUUACCAAAAAGGCAUUAAAAAUAUAUAAGAACAUAACUCCGCUAGACUAUCAAACUUGACUAUAUUGUCGAUUGAACAAGAAUUGGCUGCUAAUAUUGAUUUUGACAAAGUUGUUUCUGACUUCGCUGCUCAUAAGGCCCGUAGAAUCCGCUUGUAAAACCGCUCAUCCUAUUUUAACUUCAAUAAAAGGUACCUCAUUGCAUGUGAAAUUUAAUUUUAAUCAAGCACCUAUAGAAUGGGGGCGGCAAAAUGGGUUUCCCGCCCCAGGCGCCGAGAUGGCACGCUACGCCACUGAUCUGUGGCACAAUUAAGUAACUAAGUUCAACUUCAAGCAUACUAGCAUGUCAAGUGUAAUUCUCGAUAGAUGUGUGGUUUUAAUUUACUGCUUAAUAGAACUAUAGUAUUUAUUUGUUUGGUAAAAUCCAUAAGACAUAAUUAAGCAAAACCAAACAACCUAAACAAAAUGUACAAAAAAUUAGCUUUUUACAGUAGACCAUAUUUAUACCUACCUAAAGUGGGACUGCUGUAAAAAAAUUAAAAAAUACGAAAUGUUAAAAAUACAGUAUUGAUUGAAAAUAUUUAAGAAUAUUAUUAGUAAAAAUAAAUAACAUGUCUUUGUAGCAUUGCCACUGACCACACUUUGAAUGUAUGUACAGACAUGCUGGGUGUGUCACUUGUGCUUCAGGCUGAGUUUUCCUCGGCACGGGAUAGAUGACAAGGUGCAGCAGGCAGUUGAUAAUCCUGCUGUGGAGACUAGCUCUCUGGCUGGAGCUUCCAGAACAAGAGCUAGUUAUAGCGGUGAAGGCAGUUCGUGUCUCAAGACUGAAUGUGUAUCAGAAGUUGAUACACAGGCAGAAAGUGCUACCUGCGGUACUAGUUUGAUGUCUGACGUUUGCGUCAGUGUUUCAACAGAUUGCAAGUGCCUUCACCAUCAUCAGCAUUUGUGUUCUUCAAGCAAACAAGACAAAGAUGCUCCAAUUAUAAGACAAGAGCCACUAGUACGUCAUUUAGUUGAACACAACCGAACUAAUACAGGGGAGCAUAACUUCAAGUGUGAAUUAUGUGGUAAGUCUCUUAGUUCUAAAAGGAAUCUUAUUGUUCACAGCAGAUUACAUACAGGGGAGAGUCCGUUCAAGUGUGAUCUAUGUAAUAAAUCAUUUAUUACUAAAAAAACACUUGUUGCACACAACACAUUUCAUACAGGGGAGCGUCCUUUCAAGUGUGAAUUAUGUGGUAAGUCUCUUAGUUCUAAAACAAAUCUUAUUGUUCACAGCAGAUUACAUACAGGGGAGAGUCCGUACAAGUGUGAUCUAUGUAAUAAAUCGUUUAUUACCAAAAAAACACUUGAUGCACACAACACAUUCCACACAGGGGAGCGUCCCUUCAAAUGUGAAUUAUGUGGUAAGUCUUUUAGUUUUAAAAGGUAUCUGGUUGUACACAUCAGGGUACACACACAGGAGCGUCCCUUCAAGUGUGAUGUGUGCAGUAAGUCGUUUUGUGAUAACAGACAUAUGAAUGUACACAAAAGGUUACACACAGGGGAGCGUCCCUUCAAGUGUAAUGUGUGUAAUAAAUCAUUUGCUAGGAAAGAAUCAUUUAAUAUACACUACAGCUUACAUACAGGGGAGCGUCCCUUUAAGUGUGAUCUGUGUAGUAAAUCAUUUAGUGUAAAAGAUAAACUUAUUACACACAUGAGAUUACAUACAGGAAAAGGCCUCGUUAAUUGUUAACUGUGUAAUAAAUCAUUUAAUCAUCUUGUUGUUCACCCAAGAAUGCAUACUGUGACGAAUUUCUCAUUACUCUAAAAUCCAAGUCUGCGAAAGCUCCAGAAAUAACUCCAGCUCAGAUAUAACUUGCUGCACUUCAGGUGCAGAGACAAUAUCCUUGUGGGUGGGCAGUCUCAAGAUACAAGUCUAGGGGAGCUGUAACAGUUUUAUUUCAAAGUUAAAGUUCGAGAAGGAAUGGUGAAAGAAACCUUAGUGUACAUAUCCACUCUUACUUUCUUUAUAAUUUAAUAGUUUAUUAACUUCUAAUUUGUGCACAACUUACAUGAGAAAUGAUAUAAUCUUUAAAUUAAUAAAUUGAUAAACAUUUAAAUGCUGGAAUAAUAAAUAAAUUAUAAAAGUUUUAUAGUUUAGUUAUUUAGAUUAAUUAACUAAUAGAUAUCCAACUCUCUACAAUUCUGUUUUUUAAGAUGGUAGUAUUAGUUCUGGUGGUUAAUGUUAUGAUAAUUUUUGUGCUGAUGAUUAUGUUGUUUUGUGUCCUGUUUACCGAGUAACAGUAUCUAGUCUGUAUUAUAUGUUUAUAUUUAUGUAUUAAUGUUGUCCUUGUGUGUCUUUUUGUAUGUCUUAUCCUAUGUUUUUUUAGUUGUUGUUUGUUAUUUUUUACUUUUUCUAUUUUUUAUACGUGUGUGUAUUCUAUUUGUUUUGCCCACCUGUAAAGUUUCUAGACUGUUGGUGGGCAUGGUACAAAAUUUAAAUAAAUAAAUAAAUAAAUAACACAUCCCUCUGGAGUGUUUGGGAAAAGUUUUUCGACAAACCACUUUUCAACUCAUUUGCAGUCAUUUAAUCAUGAGCGUUAGCUGUGUUCUUUUAGGGCAGCAUUUUGUUUUGAACAAAACUGUCCUCAUUACCUACAUGCACUAAUGCAAAAUGCACAUCACGACGUCCUGUAGAAGGUUUCAGGCCUGAACUAAGGCUUUCAACGGCUGCCUGUCGAGCGAUCUUCACUGUUGUCUUUCCAUGCUUUUUCCACACUGAGCCCCACAUUUAUCCACAACUCAUCUGUAUGGAUAACUGGCUCUCCUAAGUCCCAAACUAUUUAUUUCUCUCAAGUAGGUAUGCCGCCACCGAAUUAUGCCAUCACGUUCUUAAAUACUCAAACCCUAUGUUGUGAAGAAACCUAUGCAGGGUGGUGCGAGAAAAAUCUGGCACUGAUUAUUCUCGUUUUUACUUUUGAUGGAAUAACCUUUAACGUGGGGGGAAUGCUAGCAAACAAAAUUUGUGAACUAUCCGCCGUAACCCACUUUGUGCAAUGCCAUUAUAAGUUCGUUUACGGGAACCAUUUAUAUUACCAAGUAAGACAAACACACAUAGUUCGCAUAUUAAACUUAAAUCUAAAGUAAAAACCAUCUCAUAUUUUCAUAUAGGCAAACAGCUAUGGGUUUAUAUGAAGUGUUAUUUUAUUCAGUAAUAAUUUAUGGACUUUUUUUUUAAUAAUCAUAGGUUUUUUAAUAAGAGAGUUAUUUUAUGUGUUUUAAUUACUUGUGAACUUAUAAUUUAAUUUUUUUUAAGUAAAAAUAAUAUAGGCCUACCUAAUAUGAAAUAAUAAAACAAAUGGACUGAGACGUGUAUUUAAUAAUAUUAUGGCAAAAGUAAAACAUUAAAGUAUUAAUGCAUAAUCCAGUAAUAUGUAAUUUUAAAAAAAUUAAAAUAAGUUCUUGCAGUGACUAGGAAUUUAACCUCGUGAAAAAUUACUCAGAGGCAUCACAACAUCGUGUUUUGCCACUGCGCUGCCAAGACAACGAAAAUUAAAGAGUAGAGAUUAAGAAUUAUUAGUCAUUUAAUGCAGUAUUACGUAUUUUUUAUCUGGCAAUUACUUCUUUCUAUGACUAUUUUAGUUUACCAAAUAUAUUCCAGAGUAGCUUUAAUAUCAAUAAGUUUCAUUUGCAAUACCUGUACGUUUGUUACGUCCUCUAAUGUUUACAAAAAGUUCUAUAUACUGGUUUAUUUUUCUACGCAUGGGUCUGGCAAUUUGACAAAUUUAGCUUGUGAGUAGCACAGAAAAAUAUAACACAUUCUAUUAUUAUUUUGGCUAAGACUUUGGGUAUUAAAACCUUUAUAUUCAUAGCCAAACCCCUUGAAAGUGUGCUAAAAUAUUACAUACACAAGAGUAGGUGUGCUAAGAGAAAAUUAGUAUGAAAACUGCUAAGAAGAUAAGUAUAGUGUAAGGCUGGCUUCAUCGCUUCCAAAGGGGUCACUAGCCCACUUCACUUCACUCGCUCGGAGGCUAGCGUCACAGCUUUCAUACUCAUCAUUUCCACCUUCUGGAAUGGUCCAGCAGUCCUUUGAUGUGUUGCGUCAUCAGGGUCGACCCGACUCCCAAAGCUCCCAGAAUAGUGGCUUCCUUGUUACACCAGUCCAUGCGUGGUCUCUAGGAGGUGGGACGGCGACACGGAUGACAGCACCGUGGAAGGGGUUAGUGAGGCCGGGCCGCUCUACAUCGGGAAAGAAAGCACCCGACCCGGGGCCACAGACCGGCUGACCGCUAGUAGCCCAGUAGCCUGCCUCGGGACCCCACCUCCAGUAUGGACGUAAAAAUAUCAAUAACUUUACGACAAAAUAUGAAACAACACAAUUCACAGAUGGAUAAUGAUUUACAAAUUUCAUAUGAACUAUUUUGUUACUUUGACUGAAAAGCAUCUAUUUGUAAGAUUAUUAAAAAGUAAUUCCAUGUAUUGCUUUUGAAGGCCUAAAAUAGAUAAAUUUUUAAUAUUAAGAUUGUGUUGGCAAGUAUCAAAGGCUUUACUCAUGUUGAAAUAAAUAGCAUCUGUUUUAUGCCUGGAUGUUGUAUUUGAACACAAGUCAUUCACAUUAAAUAAAAUUUUAUCUUCCAAAAUAAAAACCAUCAUGUUUUUCAGAAAUGAUAUUUUGAUUAAUUUUCAUGUGUGUAUAAAUAUUGUUAAGAGUGAGAUAACAGGUGUGUAAAAUAUCACACAAUUCGUUAAAUACAGCAUUAUUUAUUUCUAUUUAUACAAUUAGUUACAUUAAAACACUUAAAAUUUCUGUCCACAAAUGAAUCAAUCCACAGCUCUAAAGCACUGCCUCUUACCACGCUGCUCUGGCCUAACACACAGUUUCGCGCUUCUCAGUCGUUCGUCUUCACACACACAGCCCGGAUGUACCCGUCUCCACACAAAAGGCCCGUCCCUCAUCGUCCACGUUCGUUUACAAGAGGGUCACUCGCCCUUUUCACUUCACUCUUUCUUCAGAUGGUGGUGUCACCACGGUAGUAUAUAUAAGGGGCUGCAGGCUGUGGUACUUGGUGCCAACCACCAUCUGCGAUUGUGAACUCACAGUGUCCAAUUUGGAUGACCUUGAACCCAAUGUCCAUCUUGAAUUCCGCCAUUUUAUUUGCUAGAACUUUCCGCCAUCUUGGAAUGGAAUGCCUCGCUCCCUAAUGUUGCAAAUUUUCGUUAUAAUUGCCAUCUUGGAAAUCCACAAUUUGUUUGCUAGGAAAUUGUUAAAAAUGUUUAAUUUAUAAAAAGAAAAUCAUUUAAUAAAAUUUUAUUAAAAAACACCAUUGCAAUUUUCAAUAUGACUUUCAUCUUGAAAAUCCAUAUUAUUAUCAUCCAAAAUAAUUUUAAAAAAUAUUUAAAAUUAUAUAAAAUAAUAUAAAUUUGUAUCAUCAUGUUACGACCACCAUAUUGAGAAUCCUUAAUCUUCAUGCUAGUACAUAUUCAGAAAAACCUGAAAUUAAUUAAUAACAUUUUUAAAAAAAUAUUUGAAAAAUACUAUUACACAAUACAUUAUGGUCGUCAUCUGUGAUCCUAGAUCGCUGCCAUUUUCGUUAUGGGCUGCCAUCUUGAAAAUUCAUAAUAUUCAUGCUAGAAAAUCCAGAAAAAAUAAUUGUAAUAAAAACCCUCUGCUAUCUUGAAAAUCUGUUAUCAGAUUUUAAUGGGGAAAGAUUUAAAAUUUAUAAAAAUAAGUAUCAAUAUUUAAUCUAUUUUUAUAUAUAAACACACUUAAGUCAUGGAGUACUCUGUGACGAAAAAAAUAAAAUAACAUCAAUGGAUCCUUCCUCCACCGAAGCUGCCGCUCUCACUGAUAUUUUUUUCCUAGCCCAAGUUAAUCUAAGUGUGUGGGAGGGUCCAGGUUAGGGGAGGACCUAAGAGUGUCUCAGUCUGAAGCCUAUACACUCUACUAUGCGGGGUUUUAACCAUGCUGAACAAGGGCGCGUGCAUCGUGUGCUAAUUGGAGUUUAUUGGCCAGGCAUGGCUGCGGUUGAAGCCAUAGCUGGUGCUCCUUUGGUUGCCUAGCCUAAAAGCUAACUAAAGUGACCCAGGUAAAACCUUCAUAGACACACAGAAAACCCUGGGCCGGGUCAUGCUGGUAUCAAAUAAAACUGCAUUAAAGCGAGCAAGAAAACUACUGGACAAGAGGGAAAAAGGUCCAGGUAAGAAGAGUUGGGCGGGGCAGAAAGAUUCUACCUUGCAGGGGUUGGGCGCUUGGACCUUGCGGCCCACAUUAUUUGUUGGGCACACCUGGGUUAUUGUUACCAGGGGCCCUAGCGCCCCCAGGGGCGGGCGACUUCACUCGUCAGCCCAGCCCAGUUGCCCAGGCAGUUAUCUCUCAUUACUUAUGCCAGUGUAUAUAUAUCAUCAGUUAGUAUGUCAUGUCCGCCAUCUUGUUUUUGGCUAUUUAAGUGCACUGCUGCCAUGUUAGAUUAAUUUUUAUUUGCUAGAGUGCAGUAAUACUUUAUUAUUAUUUUGGCGCCACCAGCUUGAAUUUCAGAUGCCGUCUUGGAUAUUCAUAAUUAGCUGUAAAAUCGGGGAAAAUUCAAAAUUCAUUAAGUAAAUAUGCAAUUAAUAUACUAAGAGAUUUGGUUAGUUCCUAACAUUUGUUUGAUAUAUGGGUGAUUCAAAUAAUUUAAUUUCAUGUAAAAAAAAAUUAUUUCAAAAAUAUGGUGGAAAGUCCUAAAAAAAGCUUAAAUUCCUCUACAACCAGCUUCCAGUAAGCAGAUUAUAACAUAUUGACCGCCAUCUAGAAAACUCAAAUUAAUUAAAGUAUAAAAUCGGGGAAAAUUACAAAAAUUCAUAAAAAAAAAAUACUAAUUUGACGCAGACUGCCAAUGCUCCUCUAUGUCGCAAAGACCGCUAUGCCUCAUCAACGUCUCACGAAGGCGUGUGCACCAAACGCGCUCGUGCGCGCACCGGAGUGUAGAAAGUGCAACGGGGCGAACGCCAGGUAACAAGUGCUACGUCGGCGGAAGGAUCCGGCCGGGUGUGGCAUAUCCCUCCGCCGAACUACAACAAAUGUAAUGUAUGUAUUUUUUCCACAGGAAUUAUUAGACAUUAUUUUCAUUAUUUAAUACUUUAUUUUCUCCAAAAUUAUGUUUCACUGUGCGACUUGUCCCGAACCUGGCCGGUUCAGUUUCCCGCGAAAAUCACACGUUUCCUUGGGAGGGCUGGCGGGGGAGGGGGGUCGCGCGCGGUGAGAGCGGCAGUAUCCUUCCGGAGCUCAUAGAGGCUGGCAGCCUCCGCGCAACACUGGACCAGCAAUUCUUACUUUCACUGAUAUGUAGUUUAGUUCAAUAGGUAGUUCUAAUUUUUCGCAAAUUUUUCUUUCAGUUCCGUGGUCGGCCUCGACUUGCCAAGUGGUAUUUAACUUAAUUAUUCUGUGCUCCAAGACGAGCGUUCGUCGUAAUACGUAAGUAUUGUGUGUGAACUACGAGAUGUUACUUCGGUGCUUCACGCGAUAAUCUAGCCAACCGGCUAACUAGUUUCAGCCCGCACAGGGCAGCCAGCAGGCAACACGUACGUUCAAAAAUACUAACGAGUCAAUUUCUGGGACAGUCGUAAGAUUCAGGUAGCGUCACCGUAGUUACGGGCCUACGUGUUCUUAGCCCAGUGUAUUACGUAAUUUAUAGUUGUGCAGUGUAAUUUUUUAAUCAGGAUUAUAGUAUGUCAGGUUAGGGUUUGUUUUGUAAUCACCGCAUCGUGUCCAAGUGUAUGACCUUACCGGGGAAUAAAAUCGUGAGCCGCCACUGAGAAAGUGGUCGCGCGUGUAACAAUUCAAUUCGGGACAACCGUUACGGCCAGGACGGGCACUAUGUAGAGGGCUGUGCCGUAAUAAAUUUAUCAGACAUCAGUUGGUAUUUUCUUGUUAUUUUCAGGCGUCCCGAGUGGCCUAAACAGCUCGGGGGGACCUACUGUGUUGAACCACUACCUCUAGCCACAAGGCCGAACCUACCCUGAGAUUUCGAACAAUACUAAAAUCACGUAACUUUUAAUAGAGGUAGCGGGGACGGCGUCAAAUUAAUUUACUGAUUGUAUUGAUGGAUUAACAUACAUUUUUUGAUACUUGAUCCGUGCAAAAAAUUAUAUUUUAGACAAUAAAAUACAUAUAUUUAAUAAAUCGUGUACAGAAUCCUAAAAAAGUCUUAAGUUCAUCAUAUAUCAGCUGCCAGUAAGACGGUAUGAAUGCAAUCUUGGUAAUCUCUAAUUAUUUACCUAGAAAUUUAGGAAAUAUUCCAAAAACCUUCAAAAUAAUUACUUAUUAAAAUAAUUAUUGACAUGUUAUAUUUCCAUCCUUGUCUAAUAUAGUAUGUUUAUUUUCUGCACUUGUUUGCACUUUCUUCGUGCUGUUUACUUGGUGGCCAUCUGUUUCAGAGUAUUUAAAGCUACUUUACGUUCCAAAGCCUAGAAAAUAUUGGUAAUUAAAUAUUGUGUAAUUGUUCAGAGAUAUAAGACCUCAUCUCCCAAAACAUUUGUUAUUUUUUUUGUUGCUGUUUAUAAAAAAAUUGCUUUUUCCUAUAAUUUUUUUUAUAUUAACAAUUCAAUAAAUUUAAUAGAACUAACUUGUUUUCUCUUGUUAAUUUUCUACUACCUUAUAAAAGGUUUCAGUAUUUAAGUCAUAUCUUGAAUUUUUCCAUUUAAUAUUAAGAUUAGACCUGAUCUGGGCAAGCAAGUUUUUACCUUGCGAGUUGGGUAAAAGAGUUGGUGCUUGGUGUUAUUGUUUGGAACGAGAUGGGACCUGCUUCAAUUGGUACACAUGCUUAUAAAUGUUUACCAAAACAACAAACUAGAAACUAUAACCAUAGAAAAUGGCUAUAACCAAUAGUCAUAGAACAUGCCAAAAGUUGGCUACACAAAUCAAUAUACUUACAGUUUUUCAACCAACUUGUUUGCUGAAUUUUCCACAAAUUUGCAUGCCAUUCUACAGCCUGUUCUCGACAUACCUUGUUGACGAUGACAAUUUAUGUGAUAUGUAACUCGUUCUUUGCCAUCGAAGUUUCUUGAAGUUCUGCAUUUUUGUGGCCAAUGUUCUCCAUGUCUCGCGAAGUUCCCCUUUUUUCUUGGACUAAGUACUAGCUGGAUACAAUUGGGUCUCGCUGCCGGCAUUCACACAUUCAACUUGCAGAAAUCUCGUUCUCUCGUAGUUCUUACGACGCGUAGACCUUCCUGUUGUCUUGGGAAUGGCACAUGACGAUACUACCGUCCACAGUUAGGCAGAGCGCAUGAGUGAAAAUUCAAUUAAUUGCUGUAAAGUUCACUUGACGCUUUUGAAGAUUUCAAAUCUCAGGGAGUGUAUAAAUAAAAAUAGCGAUGCAUAUGUGACGCCAGCCGCCAGUGCUCCCUCUGGGUCGCACAGGCCGUUACGUCUCAACAACACUUACUCAAUUGCGUGUGCAACGAACACGCUCGUGCGUGAUGUGCGCCACGACGAACAGCAAGUCGACUACAGCGCCCGGUCGGGUGUGGCAAUGCCCUAGUGUGUAAUUAAAUAAGUAAGUCCUCUUUUCAAAACCAGAAUAACAACAAUUAAAAGAUACUGAAAUAAUAUGAGAAUUAUGAGCAAUUGUAAAAUAAUCAAGUAAUAUCAAAUUUAACAACUAAGUCCAAACUGGUCGGGGCUGUUUUCCCGCGCUACACGCGUCUUAGCGCCGCCAGUUCCCAGUUGCCUUAUGGCGCGCACCAGGGACGGUCUCUUCGCACCCGUCGUGCAGACAUCAUCGUGCCAAAGCCAGCAUCUUGGCGACAUGACGUAAGAGCACCCUAAGUAAGGACUUUUGUUUUCGCAAUCCAGCCGCGUCACUGCGAUCUACAGUCACUUUUAUGUUUUAGCGUUUAUUAUUAACAAGUUAGGCUUUUCUAGGUUAAUAGUUUAUUUAACAAUAUUAUUUUUCAUUUGUGUUACGUAUUCGCAAGCCAGCCACGUCACGGCAUUCAUCAGUAACAGUCACGCCUCGUAUAUUUUCACGUACAUCUAAACGUAUUUGCAAUCUAUCACGAACUUUGACUUAUAAAUAUAUGUAGUUGCAUUCCUGUUUAAGAACUGUUGAUCUUGUACUUUUGACAUUUCAUAUUCAAUUUCAGUCAUAACAUAAAUUUAGUUGCAACUUUUCAGUGCUGCAGUGUUUCGCCGCGGCCUUAGUUUGUCAGUGCCGACCUCAUGAUAGAACUUCUACACAUGUUUGCCACAUAACCUGUUCGCGCGCAACGUCGGUGUUAAACUGACCGUGUAGAGAUGGUCUGACAACAGACUCGGACAGGGUUGGACCAGCAAGUGUAUCAACCUUAAUAAAGUGCAGUGUCUUUUUAGUCAGUUUCCUUUUAUUUCAAGGCAUCCUGGGUGGUCUGAACAGCCCAGGUGGUUCACGUUAACGACUCGCUCCUGCCUGCAGCCACGAGGUCGAAACCCCCUUUUUGCCCCCUGAGAUCAUUUUCAAUUUAAUAUUUAUUCAAAACUUAAUCAGGCAGCGGGAGUGGCGUCAACAUUACAUACCAAACUGCAUAAGGUGCAUUUUUUCACUUUUCCGUAUUUUGAACCAGACUUGUGUUUAAGUCAUUCUAAAUUUAAUUUGAUUUAAUCAGUAAAGUGUAGAACUACAAGUGAACUGUUGACGGAAUCUACUCAAUUUGCAAUGGAUUUACUAUUUUGAAAAUUUUAACCGUGAGCUCAAUAACAUCGCCAUCCAUUAUGCGUCAAUUAUAAUGAAAAAGCAACAAAUAGGUGUCGAAAAUUAUUUAUUGUCAAUAAAAUUUAAACAACAUUCUAACGAUAAAUCCCAUACUACGAAAAAUGCGAGUUACGAAAUGCAUUCGUGUGUAACGUUUCGUUACUCGGUACUAGAUGGCGCACCCGUUACUCAGUACCGAAUACACCUGGUUUGCUACAGCUCUAGAAAUUAGCCUUCAUGGAAAUUUUGAUCUGACCCAGAACAAAAACCUAAUGCUCAAAAGUAUCAAUUAUUUAAAAACAUUUUUUCUUUUACUCCAUCAAUUUAUGCUGGCAAUGAUUUCUAUUAAAACAUUGUUUUGGUUACCAAACUUUCAAACUGCGUCAUCAAUAUGGCUGUCGGGGACGGUGUAAUUGGAAUGAAAGAUGGCUUUCCACUAGCAUUCUAUAUCUCUAAGUCGUUUGACCGAACUAAGACAACUUUGGCUUUACUGCGCUUUCGCUAAUCACGCUGCUGUGCCUUAUUUUGAACUCACUUCUUUUAUUUGGUUUAUAUUUUUCGCGCCAUUUGGAACCGGUAAAGUUUGUUUCACGUUAAAGGAAUGGUUAGUUAGAUUUUAUGAGUUGCUUCGAAUGUAAAUUAAUUCUUAUCUCAGUAUUAUUAAAUUAUUGUGUUUGAAUGUGUGUGAUUUUAUUUAACAUGAAUAAGAAACAGUUUGUGUACUUAUUGGUCUGAACACCCAAGCAGUUCAGUCACACCUCAAUUUGGCAUAGAAUACCUAUAAACAACGAGGUUAAACGUAUUGCAAGAAAUAUUGCAUGAUAAUGUCAAAAUGUGCAUUCACACAAAAUGUAAAAUUAUUUAAGGAUUUCAUCAGGAGAGUGCAAAUGUGCACACGUGUGUAAUAAUAUGCAUUAUUAAAAUAUAUUCUAAAUCUUACCACAUGCAGCACUAGUGCAUCUUAAAUUACACAACAGUGUGUGUACAGUAGCUAGUCAGCUUCGUGACGAUCUACUCUAAUUUUUAUUUUAAUAACGCAUAUUAUUACACGUGUCUUUUCUUUGGUUCAUGUUGCAAUGAUCUAUUAUUUUAAUUGUCUAUUGUGCUGGAAAAGGGCAUGUCUGGAGGAAAAAAAAUUAAUAAAACAGAAAUAUUUUGGUCGGGCUACUUUAUAAACAUUUAAAUAAUUGUAAAAUCGUCUGAACUGUUGGUUAGGAAUUAACUAGUUUAAAUGUAGCUAAUCUGACCUAAUCAACCAUGCACCUUUUUAACAUUAUUUUUUAUACAGCUAACUUAACCAUUAAAACAAUAAACUACUGCGAAUACCACAAUGCUCUUUAACAGAAUAAUCAAUCAUAAAUAAUGUUAGGAAGUAAAAAUAUUUCAGAUUUCCCCCCCCCACCCUCGAUAUUUUUGGAUGCACCUCUCUCCACCAUAACUACCUUUAGUGGCUCCUGCAACUCUUUAAUGGUGGUAAUAUUA
Molecule: messenger RNA, 12324 nt
Organism: Bacillus rossius redtenbacheri
Lineage: Eukaryota; Metazoa; Arthropoda; Insecta; Phasmatodea; Bacillidae
Product: gastrula zinc finger protein xLCGF3.1-like
Exons: 2
Coding region: 807-1892 (361 amino acids)
Source: RefSeq, a predicted model, not a curated record